Malurus melanocephalus (red-backed fairy wren) is the source of this 2321-nucleotide messenger RNA. RefSeq names its product leucine rich repeat and Ig domain containing 3 (gene LINGO3). The transcript is spliced from 2 exons. Bases 125 to 1939 code for a protein of 604 amino acids. The record is from RefSeq and is a predicted model, not a curated record. NCBI's taxonomy places the organism in Eukaryota, Metazoa, Chordata, Aves, Passeriformes, Maluridae. Gene Ontology annotation, molecular function: protein binding. Gene Ontology annotation, cellular component: plasma membrane.
GGCCCUGCUGGACCUUCGGCUGUUUGAACMUUCCUGGGCUCCGAUGCCUCAGCAGAUCCCGAUGUCGGAGCGGCCCCGGACCUGCAGAACGGUGCAUGGCACAGCGGCACUGAGCCCCUAGACCAUGCCCCACACCAUGAGAUGGUGGCUCCCGCUGCUGGCCCUGCACGUGGCACUGCCGUCCCCGCGGGCAGACGCCUGCCCCGCUCGCUGCGAGUGCGCCCCGCAGCUGCGCUCGGUGCUGUGCCACCGCAAACGCCUGACCGCCAUCCCCGAGGGCAUCCCCAGCGAGACCCGCGUGCUGGAGCUCAACAAGAACCGCAUCCGCUGCCUCAACCCCGGCGACCUGGCGCCCUACCCGCUGCUGGAGGAGCUGGAUUUCAGCGAGAACAUCAUMUCCAAUGUGGAGCCCGGCGCCUUCAGCAACCUGUUCAACCUGCAGACGCUGCGGCUGAGGGGAAACCAGCUCAAGCUGAUCCCCCCGGGGGUGUUCACCAAACUGACCAACCUGACSCUGCUGGACAUCAGCGAGAACAAGCUGGUCAUCCUGCUGGACUACAUGUUCCAGGACCUGCGCAACCUGAAGAGCCUGGAGGUGGGCGACAACGACCUGGUGUACAUCUCGCAGCGCGCCUUCUCGGGGCUGCUGGGGCUGGAGCAGCUGACCAUCGAGAGGUGCAACCUGACCGCCAUCUCGGCCGAGUCGCUGUCCUACCUCCAGAACCUGGAGGUGCUGCGGCUGCGGCACCUCAGUAUCUCGGCGCUGGAGGAGCAGAACUUCAGGAAGCUCUACAACCUCCUGCAGCUGGAGAUCGACAACUGGCCSCUGCUGGAGGAGGUGUCCCCCAGCAGCUUCCAGGGCCUGAACCUCACCUCGCUCUCCAUCACCUACACCAACAUCACGGCCGUGCCCGCCGCCGCCCUGAGGAACUUGGUGUACCUGCGGUACCUCAACCUGUCCUACAACCCCAUUAGCACCGUGCUGAAGGGCUCCUUCAAGGACCUCAUCCGGCUGCAGGAGCUGCACAUCGUGGGYGCCCUCCUGGUGUCCGUGGAGCCGCAGGCUUUCUCCGGCCUGAGGCAGAUCCGGCUGCUCAACCUGUCCGGCAACUUCCUGUCCACSCUGGAGGAGAGCACCUUCCACUCGGUCAACACGCUGGAGACGCUGCGGGUGGACAGGAACCCGCUGGCCUGCGACUGCCGGCUCCUCUGGAUCCUGCAGCGGCGCAAGACGCUCAACUUCGACGGGCAGCAGCCCAUGUGCUCCUCGCCGCCCGAAAUCCAGGGCAACGCCCUGCGCGACUUCCCGGACUCGGUGCUCUUCGAGUACUUCACCUGCCAGAAGCCCAAAAUCCGCGACCGCAAGCUGCAGCACGUGACGGCGCGGGAGGGGCAGUCCGUGUCCUUCCUGUGCCGCGCCGACGGCGAGCCCGACCCCGCCAUCGCCUGGGUGUCGCCGCAGCACCGCAUGAUCACCACGCGCAGCACGGGCCGCGCCACGGUGCUGCCCGGGGGCACGCUGGAGAUCCGCUUCGCCCAGGUGCAGGACAGCGGCACCUACAUCUGCAUCGCCAGCAACGCCGGCGGCAACGACACCUACUUCGCCACGCUGACCGUCAAGGGGCGGCCGGCCGACGGCGCCCACCGCGCCAACCGGACUUUGUACCUCGGCGACUUCAAUGACACCUUCCACAAUGACACCCAGGUCUUCUUGAAGUUCACCUUGGACCUCAAGACCAUCCUGGUGUCCACGGCCAUGGGCUGCAUCACCUUCCUGGGCGUGGUGCUCUUCUGCUUCCUCCUGCUCUUCGUCUGGAGCCGCGGCCGGGGGCAGCACAAGAACAACUUCUCGGUGGAAUAUUCCUUCCGCAAGGUGGACGGUCCCACCACCACCACGGGCCAGGGAGGGGCCAGGAAGUUCAACAUGAAGAUGAUCUGAGCCUCUCCCAGAGCAGAACUGUCAUCUGCUGGCCAGCCCUGGAGCUGGCAGUGGGACCUUGCCGUGCUGGGACGUGGCCGGAGACGCGGUGCCACAGGCCAGCAGGGUCAGAACCGUGGGGACCUCAGGUCAGGGAGGGAUGGCCCCGCUGUCCCGGCCCCACGGAGAGCCCCCAGGGCUGGGGGGCCGUCCCAGGGGCUCCCUUUGUAGCGAGGUUUUUGCUACCAACUAUGCAUUUCUUGAGCCAAAAGAUCAGCAGCGUUUGGGCCUGGGAGAAAAAUGCUUCCUGUUUUUCCCCCAUUUUUCCCCUUUUUUUGUAAGGGACUCUUCAGAAAACUUUCCUGGUAGUUGUUUAUGGUUCUUUUCUCGAUGUUGGUGGGGG